UUUUUACUUUCUCCUGCUUCCUCUCACUUAUCCACUUGAGCUUGCAACAGUUGAAAGGGUUCUAGUGAGGGGAGAUCAGAUGAGCAAAGGAAAGAAGGAGGGAACGGGAAUAGAAGGAAGCCAUGCAAACAGUGGGGCAACCCGGGGGUUUUGUUUAACAGGCCUAAUCACAGACCAGCAAAAAACUGUUUGGUUUUGACUCAUCCCUGGAGGGAAACCAAAGAGGACAAAAUCUACCAUACCUGGCAGAAAAGACGUCAAGCUGUGGGCACAGACGAAGAAGAAAAUAACAUCGUUUAAGUGGACAAAUACUUAGAGGUGCAAGGAAGCGAGGAAUUGUCGAGUAAGCAGCAGCAACGGCUCAAAGACGACCUGAAAAGAACUGAAGCAGCCUUAGUCCAGGCUAGAUUAGACAGUAAAACAAAGUGUUAGAGAGACGAUGGCCAACUCAGGUCUUCAGUUGUUGGGCUACUUUCUAGCGUUGGGUGGAUGGAUUGGAAUCAUCUCUACCACCGCACUUCCUCAGUGGAAGCAGUCAUCCUAUGCCGGGGACGCCAUCAUCACAGCUGUAGGUCUGUAUGAGGGGCUGUGGAUGAGCUGCGCUUCCCAGAGUACAGGACAGGUGCAGUGCAAGAUCUUUGACUCCAUGCUCUCCCUGGACUUCCACAUCCAGACAUGCCGCGCUCUCAUGGUGAUCUCUGUGCUGCUGGGCUUUAUCGGCAUCAUCGUCAGCGUCGUAGGGAUGAAGUGCACCAAGGUUGGAGAUAACAACCCUUCCACCAAGACCCGUAUUGCUGUUUCUGGAGGGGCUCUCUUCCUGCUCGCAGGUCUCUGCACACUUGUGUCCGUGUCCUGGUAUGCCACUCAAGUGUCCUACCAAUUCUUUAACCCAAAUACACCGGCCAAUGCAAGGUAUGAGUUUGGCUCAGCUUUGUUCGUGGGCUGGGCUGCCGCCAGUCUGACCGUCCUCGGCGGCUCGUUACUGUGCUGCUCCUGCUCCAGAGACAACAUGCGAGGGCAGCCAUAUUACCACCAAUCACAGCCUUCCACAGCAAGGGAACCAAAUGUUAAAAGUACCCCACCAGAGAAAAGGGAGCAGUACUUGUAGUUUGGGAGAGUCUUCUGGCCUUUUCCAUGGCUUAAAAAACUCCCAUUGAGGAAUACAGACGAACACAUUUCUGAACUGAACUCUAAGAAAUUGCAGAAGAAUAAUUUUGUGGGUUAUAGAAAAGACUUGUGGGGUGGGGGGUGUUUGGGUGGGGGGGUCAUAAAUUUAAGUGUUAGGGGUUACAGAUCAGAACAUUGACGUUGUUAACUUUGGGGAAACUCAUCCAGGAUAUGUUUUAUAUAACAUAUUUAAAGGUAUGUGUAUAUACAUUAUAUCUACAUCUAUCUAUAUAUAUAUAUGGAAGAGGAUUAGGGCCACUGGA
This is a messenger RNA of Cyprinodon tularosa, 1430 nucleotides long. RefSeq names its product claudin 19 (gene cldn19). NCBI's taxonomy places the organism in Eukaryota, Metazoa, Chordata, Actinopteri, Cyprinodontiformes, Cyprinodontidae. Gene Ontology annotation, molecular function: structural molecule activity. The record is from RefSeq and is a predicted model, not a curated record. The coding region runs from base 440 to 1108 and encodes 222 amino acids. Gene Ontology annotation, biological process: cell adhesion; bicellular tight junction assembly. Gene Ontology annotation, cellular component: plasma membrane; bicellular tight junction. The transcript has 5 exons.